UAACAGUGGUAUCUUAAUUUAAUAUUUCUCGAGCUGAUCGAAGGGAGGAAUCGAUCGACGCACCUCUUUGAUUCGUAUCGAAUCGACAUUUUCAAGUGUGUUCCCAUACUAAGGUACCAAAUAACCCAAAAAUGCAACGUCUAUCAUUCCUAAUCGUGAACCUGUUGCUGGCUGGAUGUGCGAACGCGCGUUCAGCCGCAGACUCAGGCCAUCCAGUGAACUCAUUGGAUUCGGAUCAGGGUCGUGCCGCUCAGGGUGGCGGUGGUGUGUUUGGCGAUUUGCGGUCGGUUUAUCAGAUUUACAAAGAUUGCUCGGGAGCAGAGGUGAGCAGCUGCCUCAAGCUCAAGCUUCUGUCUACAAUGGAACGAGUAUCGCGUAGCGCUCAAGUCAGUAUUGUCGACGGUAUUACCCUUGUGAAGGACGAACCUCAGCCUGGCGAAGCAGGACGCGAGGAACCAAUCAGAACACCACAAGAGAUUGAAGCUUCAUUGCCAAGAAGCUUGGAAGAUAAGGAAGAUGCACUUAACUCUAUGAUUAUAGACAAAGCUGUGAGCUUUCUUCAAAGCCACACUCUCAAGGUCAAGCUUCCCAAUGUUGAGGAACUCCAGAGGAGUCUUUCCGAUGAAGGCCGCGGCAAGAAAAGGAAAAACAUGGGUGGUCUAUUGGCCAUUCCCUUGUUGAUCGGUGGUACUUUGGUACCCUUGGCUCUCGGAGCACUGGCUUUACUCGCUGGUAAAGCUCUGAUAGUGAGCAAAUUGGCCUUGGUGUUGGCAUCGAUAAUUGGACUGAAGAAAUUAGUCUCUUCGCACGAUCAUGGCCACGAAGUUCACGGAGGUGGUGGUUGGGCCAGAGCUGGACAGGAUCUCGCUUACUCGGCCUAUAAACCUGUACCAUCGACGCCCUAA
This is a messenger RNA of Phymastichus coffea, 905 nucleotides long. RefSeq lists its product as uncharacterized. NCBI's taxonomy places the organism in Eukaryota, Metazoa, Arthropoda, Insecta, Hymenoptera, Eulophidae. The record is from RefSeq and is a predicted model, not a curated record. The transcript is spliced from 3 exons. The coding region runs from base 132 to 905 and encodes 257 amino acids.